This is a messenger RNA of Hyalella azteca, 1532 nucleotides long. Its product is annotated as pupal cuticle protein 36. The transcript is spliced from 3 exons. Bases 15 to 743 code for a protein of 242 amino acids. The record is from RefSeq and is a predicted model, not a curated record. NCBI's taxonomy places the organism in Eukaryota, Metazoa, Arthropoda, Malacostraca, Amphipoda, Hyalellidae.
UUGCCACAGUAAACAUGCAGGCGGUGAGUCACAAGGUUUUUCUUCUCGUGACCUUGGUCUCGGCCGUGAUAAGUGUCCCCAGUAACUUCAACAAUGCGAGGUUUUUCGGCAACCAGCGCAACCAGGGACCAGUUCCCAUCUUGCGGGACAACCGCGAUGGUCCCAGCAACGGCGUCUACAACUUCGACUUCGCAUCCGCCGACGGAGUGCGGCGGUAUGAGCAGGGAACUCCAUCCGGUCCCAACGGAGCAGUCGUUCAGCAGGGCGGAUGGAGCGUGACCUACCCUGAUGGCACGGUCGGAGACUUCAGGUUUGUUGCCGACGAGUUCGGGUUUCGCGUAGAGUCCCCCUUGGUGCCCACCCCUCCUCCCAUGCCUCGCCACGCCAUCGAGCAGAUCGAGAGGGCAGCACGCGAGAGGGCGCAGGGCAUCGUGCAUGACGGCCAGUACGACCCUGUCAGGUACGGCGGCGGACAGUACGACCCUGUCAGGUACGGCGGCGGACAGUACGAUCCAGCCAGGUACGGCGGUGGACAGUCCGGACAUACACAAUUCCAGCAGUUUGGUAGCCAGGCUGGACGUCGGCCGUUCAGUGGACAGCUCGGAAGCUCGCAAUUCAGCGGCCAGCAUACAAGGCCGACAUUCGGAAGCCAGCUCGGGCGCCACCAAUUCAGUGGCAAGCUCGGAGGCCAACAAUUUGGUAACCAGCUCGGACGCCCGUUAUUCGGUAGCCAAAUUGGAUGAAAAGAAUUCGUACAGAAACACGAUGAUCAAGAUCUCGGUGUGCAGAUUGCGAGUCAAAAAUCGGAUGUCAUCUUGGAUUUCAACAGCUCAAGCACGGAAGAGGAGGGAGAAUGCAUCAGUGAUUCAUGUAGCAUUUUUAAAUAGCGUUCACUCGAUUGAACACGUAACGUUUAUAUGACCCGUAAAGGGAAAUAAUUAUAAUUUCAAAGAAUUAAUAAGUUUGGAUACAAAUAUUGAUCGACUGUAUUGCGUCUUAUCUAGUUUCACAUAAGUAGAUGUUACAAUUGCUGAUGUUCUUAGUAACAUUUCGUUAUUCUGAUAGCUGAUACGCUUUUAAUAUACUUGUAGAAUGAAUUAACUGGAACGUUGAAAUUUAUUAUUGUAUUUGUUUCUGAAGUUCUUCGCUUGUCUGUUCACUAAACUCCGAUAAAAAUAUAUAUGUGACAUUAUUUUGAGCAGCCUGUAAUAAAGAAAAGAAUAUUUGUUAACCAGAACAUAGAAGAACAAACUUGUCCUUACAUAUGAUCAGUCCGCCCUUCUUAUAUGAUACGAGUACUCGAACGAACUAAAUCUAAUUCCGAACGAUAUUGUUAUUAAAUAAAAUUUCAAUAAAUUAAAUCUUAUGACUUAGUGUAAAAUAUUCCAAAGGAAUAGUAGAAACGCUCUAGGUUAAUUAUUAUGAUGUGAGUAUCGCAUUUAUCGUAAUUUUCUACUAACGAAUACAAAUAGUGUUUUUCUAGAGCAAGCCGCUCCUGUACGGAUGUCUCCCGAAGUAAAGCAAUAACCAAG